Columba livia (rock pigeon) is the source of this 1887-nucleotide messenger RNA. It is a transcript of the gene HYAL3, whose product is annotated as hyaluronidase 3. Gene Ontology annotation, cellular component: acrosomal vesicle. Lineage: Eukaryota; Metazoa; Chordata; Aves; Columbiformes; Columbidae. Gene Ontology annotation, molecular function: hyalurononglucosaminidase activity. Gene Ontology annotation, biological process: hyaluronan catabolic process; carbohydrate metabolic process. Bases 457 to 1791 code for a protein of 444 amino acids. The record is from RefSeq and is a predicted model, not a curated record. The transcript has 4 exons.
GGGAAAAGGCGAGAGGGAGAGGGGGCGGUGGUGGGUCGGUGACGGGUCAGGAACGGUCAGUGGUGGUCACUGAUUAGUCAAUGAUUGUGAAUGAAGGUGAAUGAUGGUCAGUGAUGGUCUAUGGUGAUCAGUGAUUGGUCAGUGAUGGUCAGUGGUGGUCACUGAUGGUCAGUGGUUGUGAAUGAAGGUGAAUGAUGGUCAGUGAUGGUCUAUGAUGGUCAGUGGUUGUGAAUGAAGGUGAAUGAUGGUCAGUGAUGGUCUGUGAUGGUCAGGGAUGGGAUGGGGCCAUGUGUUCGGCUGGUGCAGCUGUGGGCUGAGGGCAGCGAUCAGCAGGUUGGCGCCAUUCAGGUUUGUGCCCCGUGUGUGGGUGCGGUGUGGUUUGGAGUGACGGGCGGUGCAGACAGCGUGGGGAUCUCUUUGCAGGGUGCCGGCCCCACAGGCAGCUGGUGACGCAGGAUGGUGCAGGUGCUGUGGGCCUGCCUGGCGCUGGUCUUGGCCAGCGGGGAGAGCCCGGCUCCGGAGCCCCUGGCAGGUGGACAGCCCUUUGCCGUGGUGUGGAACGUCCCCACUGGCCGCUGCCAGCGCCGAUUUGGUGUGGGGCUGCCCCUUGGCGACUACAGCAUCAUAGAGAACCGGGAUGGCCGCUUCACCGGCCAGAACAUCACCAUCUUCUACAAGAACAAGUUUGGGCUGUACCCCUACCUGUCACAGCAGGGUGUAUCCCGCAAUGGGGGCAUCCCUCAGCGUGUCCCCCUUGGCGCCCACCUCGCCAGGGUGGCUGGGGACAUCCGCCACCUCCUACGCCCUGCUUUCCGUGGGCUGGCCGUGGUGGACUGGGAGGAGUGGAGGCCCCUCUGGGCCCAGAACUGGGGCCCCAAGCGGAUUUACCGGGUGGCCUCGGAGCAGUGGGUGCAGGACCGGCACGGCCUGCUGCCGGUGCGGCGGCAGCUCCGGCUGGCCCGGCAGGAGUUUGAGCAGGCAGCGCAGGCUCUGAUGGAGGAGACACUUCUGCUGGGCCGGACCCUGCGCCCGGGGGGGCUCUGGGGUUUCUACCGCUUCCCUGACUGCCUCAACAGCAACUGGGCCAAGGACACCAACUACACUGGCCAGUGUCGGCCGGCAGAGGUGCAGCGCAACAACCAGCUGGGCUGGCUCUGGGCUGCCUCGGCCGCCCUCUACCCCAGCAUCUACCUGCCGCUGGCGCUGCCGCCCGCCCUGCGCCGCCGCUACGUGCACCACCGGCUGCGUGAGGCCCUGCGCGUGGCUGCCUUCGGGGUACAGGGCCCCCUGCCCGUGGUCGCAUACUCCCGCCUCUCCUUCCGCCGCUCACGCCGAUUCCUGAAGCUGGCUGACCUGGUGCACACCAUUGGAGAGAGCGCAGCGCUGGGUGCAGCUGGACUCGUGCUCUGGGGAGACAUGUCGUACUCCCGCUCGGCUGAGAGCUGUGCCAGCCUGCACCACUACCUCGUGUCCACCCUGGGUCCCUAUGUGGCCAACGUGACGGCAGCAGCCCAGGAGUGCAGCUACGGGCAGUGCCACGGGCACGGGCGCUGUGUGCGCCGGCAUCCCCAGCAGCUGGACAGCCUCCUGCACCUCGGCAUCAGCGCCAGCCCGCCAGCAGCGUUCCGCUGCCACUGCUACCGCGGCUGGGCUGGCAAGGGCUGUGCUCGGCGGGUUCAGCCCAGCCCUGCCACUUCCUGCCUGGCACCCACCCAUGCUCAUGGCUUCUACGGGCACAGUGACCUCCCGCCCUCCGACACCUGCCCACCACGAGGCACAUGGGGCUGGUGACCAGGGCUGGGGAUCGCUGCAGUCCUCUACCCUGGCAGCAAUGCUGCCUGGAGCUUCCUGGGGUCUCAUUAACUUAAAUAAAUCCUCCUGGUACAA